GGUAGAAUCUGCUUUGUGGUAGAAUCGUCGCAAACCGUACCAGCCGAGAGUUGUGGAGCUAUAUGGUAAAAAAGUUGCGGUUACUUAAAAAUCACGGUAUCGACCAUCUAGUUUUGUGGCCAUGUUUCGGAAGUUUAUUAUCACCAGGUUGGCAAUGCUGAAAUAGACGUUGACAUUGACGUAAUUCAGGUCAUCAUAAAUUUUCUGAAUGUGUCAAAACAAAUGUGAAAGUGGAAAAUAAAGUUUUUAUAAAUUUUUACCUUUAACUUUAAUUGGAAAAAUUCAAUACCAUGCCAGAGACUAAAGACAAAGACUCUGCAACACGUUCUCCAGAACGAAAGAGACGUAGAUCGAAAUCUCCUGAGCGCAAAGAAAGAAAAUCUUCAAAAAGAAAAGAUCGCGAUGGUAAACGUUCACAAGACGAUGACUACAAUCCAAAAGACUAUCCUCGAUACUAUGGAGAGGAUCGGCCAAAUAGUGAUAGUUACUGGAAUAAAUAUCCUAGGAAGGAUAACACAAAAGUCGGUCAACGAUAUUAUGACCCACCUGAAAAUGAUAAAACAUUCGAAAAAGAAAAGAACGUGCAAGAAAAACAUGUUUCAAACAAGGAAGAGACUGUUGAUAAAUCAGUAAUUAAACCGAGAGAAAGAAAAACUGUAGAUAUGUUAACUUCUCGAACGGGAGGUGCUUAUAUACCACCAGCAAAACUUCGAAUGAUGCAGGCUAGUAUUACUGAUAAAUCAUCAGCUGCUUACCAACGAAUUGCUUGGGAAGCACUUAAGAAAUCUGUACAUGGUUAUAUUAAUAAGAUUAACACCUCUAAUAUCGGUAUAAUAGCCAGGGAAAUCUUACAUGAAAAUAUAGUUAGAGGUAGAGGUUUACUCUGUAAGUCAAUAAUACAAGCUCAAGCAGCUUCUCCAACCUUUACUAAUGUCUAUGCAGCUCUGGUUGCUGUUAUUAAUUCAAAGUUUCCUAAUAUAGGAGAGCUUUUAUUGAAAAGGCUGGUGCUACAGUUUAAAAGAGGCUACAAACAGAACAAUAAAUCCAUCUGUAUAUCUGCUACAACUUUCGUAGCUCAUUUGGUUAACCAAAGAGUGGCCCAUGAGAUUUUGGCCCUUGAAAUUUUAACUUUAUUAGUUGAAACACCAACAGAUGAUUCUGUAGAAGUGGCCAUAUCUUUUCUAAAAGAAUGUGGACAAAAACUUACAGAAGUUUCUAGUAGAGGUAUAACUGCCAUAUUUGAAAUGUUGAGGAAUAUUUUGCAUGAAGGACAACUAGAAAAGAGAAUACAGUACAUGAUUGAAGUUAUGUUUCAAAUUAGAAAGGAUGGAUUUAAAGAUCAUGCAGCUGUGACAGAAGAACUUGAUUUGGUUGAAGAGGAAGAUCAGUUUACUCAUCUUAUUAUGUUGGAUGAUGUGAAGGAGGCCAAUGCUGAAGAUAUAUUAAACGUUUUCAAAUUUGAUGAGGAUUAUGAAGAAAACGAAGGUAAAUACAAAACAUUGAGUAAAGAAAUUUUGGGAAGCGAUAGUGAAUCAGGAUCUGGCUCUGAAGGAUCAGAUGAUGAAUCAGACGAAGAGGGGGAAGAGGAAGUAAAAGAUUCUGGAACUAUUAUUGACAACACAGAAACUAAUCUAAUAGCUCUUAGAAGGACGAUAUAUUUGACAAUACAAUCUAGUUUAGAUUUUGAGGAGUGUGCACAUAAGCUAUUGAAAAUGGAAUUGAAGCCUGGACAGGAAAUUGAGUUGUGUCAUAUGUUCCUGGAUUGCUGUGCAGAACAAAGAACAUACGAAAAAUUCUAUGGACUGUUAGCCCAAAGAUUCUGUCAAAUCAACAAAAUAUACAUUGAACCCUUUCAACAAAUAUUUAGAGACACAUAUGCAACCACACACAGAUUAGAUGCUAAUAGGUUGAGAAAUGUGAGCAAAUUUUUUGCACAUUUGCUGUUUACGGAUGCUAUAAAUUGGCAAGUUCUUGACAUAAUGAAAUUAAACGAAGAAGAUACCAAUAGUUCUAGUAGGAUUUUUAUCAAAAUCUUGUUUCAAGAGUUGGCUGAAUAUAUGGGAUUGGGAAAAUUAAACGCAAGACUGAAAGAUGAGACUCUUCAAGAACAUUUUUCUGGUUUGUUUCCUAGAGACAAUCCUAAAAACACCAGAUUUUCCAUUAACUUCUUUACAUCCAUUGGUUUGGGAGGCCUGACGGAUGAACUUAGAGAACAUUUGAAAAAUAUUCCAAAAAUAAUGGAAGCGAAGAUGGCAAUAGGAAAAGAAGAAAGCGAAGACAGCAGUGGCUCAAGUAGUUCCAGUGGUGAAGAAAGUAGCGGGGAUAGCAGUGCAGAAUCCAGUUCAGAGGAAGAGGAUGAAAAGGCGAAGAAAAAGAAAAUGCGUGAUACUAAUGUUAAAUCUCUAGAAUCUUCAAAAUCACAAAGAACUGAAAGAAUUAAUGGAGGGGGAUACAGAGAGGACAAAGAAAAAUACAGAAAUAAGGAAAAACAAAGAUAUUCUGAAAAAGAAAAUGAGAAAGAUAAAAAUCCUUCAAAAGCAGAUCGUAGUAAUAAAGAAGACAGAAGGAAAGAUUACAAUGAAAAUAGAGAAAAAACAAAAAAAUAUUAUGAAGUGGACAAAGAUAAAAGGAAAAGGGAUGGAGAUAAAACGGAAAGAAAAAACAAAGACUAUGAAUGGGUUAAAAGUAGAUAUGAGGAUAAUAUAAAUCAGUUGAAGAGUGACAAAAAAGCAUUUGAAAAAUCCUCAAAGCACAGGUCAAGGUCCAGAGAACGGGUACGAGUUAAAGAUGGAAAAGCAAGAGCCAAAGAUGAAAAACGGCAUAGAAGUAAGGAUAGACAGAGAAGUUAAUUGGGUAAAUAAUGUAUAUAUUAUUACAAUGAAUAUAUUAUUUUUUUUAUAACUGUCAAAUAUUUCCUUUAUAUAAAUAUAUUUAUUAAUCUGAAUUAGGAUUAAUUAAACAAUUAGUAUUAAUUGAUGCUUGAUAUCUGGUAAAGAAGUAUACUAAUAGUCUAAGAUCCGAAGUAAGGUCGACCUUCACCCAUCUGUUUAAUGGAUGAAAGUUUAUUUUUAUUAAAUAAAAUAUGUUUAUAAAUAUACCGCAAAUGGGUUGUCUAAGAAAAUACGGUCCAGAUUUCCUUAAAGUAAAAAAAAACGACACCCUGUAAACUAUUCCCAAGAUGCUUCUACUUUGCCCAAACUUAAAUCAGCUCACCGCAGGAUGGAUUAAAGCUUAAGUUUAAAAUUUGGUGUUUUUCUCUUCAUCCGUUUUUGAGUUAUCUUCAAAAUUAGAAAUUUGCACUUUUUCUCAAAUAUCUCAAAUUAGGUCCAUUUUAGGGAAAUCAUGUAUAGGAACAAAAUAAUAGAGAAUGACAUCACAAGCAACUUUUAUCAUGAUUCGCAUACUUUCCUUAUCUGUACACAGAAAGAAAAGUAAAAAAUGGCCAUGACCGUAUUUUCUUAGGCAACCCAUUUGCGGUA
Molecule: messenger RNA, 3479 nt
Organism: Psylliodes chrysocephalus
Lineage: Eukaryota; Metazoa; Arthropoda; Insecta; Coleoptera; Chrysomelidae
Source: the annotation of a GenBank genome assembly